Trichoderma virens Gv29-8 is the source of this 990-nucleotide messenger RNA. RefSeq lists its product as uncharacterized. Lineage: Eukaryota; Fungi; Ascomycota; Sordariomycetes; Hypocreales; Hypocreaceae. The record is from RefSeq and is a predicted model, not a curated record. Bases 1 to 990 code for a protein of 329 amino acids. The transcript is spliced from 4 exons.
AUGGGCGUUAUAACUCAGAUGUGGCCGCCGAAGCCGGCCUUUACAGAGCAUAAUCUUGGUGACUUGUCCAGCAAGGUCUACAUCGUCACCGGCUCCAACACGGGCGUCGGCAAAGAGCUCGCACAAAUCCUCUACUCUAAAAACGCCGCCGUCUAUGUCGCUGCCCGCAGCCAAGCCAAAGCCACUGAAGCCAUCGAAAGUAUCCGCAAAGCCUUUCCUACUUCCACCGGCCGCCUCGAAUUCCUUGCUCUCGACCUGUCGGAUUUGGAAGCCGUGGCAAAGUCGGCCAAAGAGUUCAUCACGAGAGAGCCAAAGCUCGAUGUCUUGUUCAACAAUGCGGGUGUGAUGCAUCCGCCGCAAGGAUCCACGACAAAGCAGGGAUAUGAGCUUCAGAUCGGUGUGAACAAUCUUGGCCAUUUGCUGUUCACGGAACUCUUGACACCCCUGUUGGCGAAAACUGCUGCGAGUUACCCUGCGAGUACGCCCAACACGGUGAGAGUUGUCUGGGUGAGCUCGCUAUACUCGGAAAUGGGUUCGCCCAAGGGGGGGAUUGAUCCAGAGAACUUGGGUUUUACGAAAAAGGAGCAGAGCACCUACUACAAGUACUCUGUGAGCAAGGCUGGCGUGUACUAUCAGGCAGCAGAAUACGCGAAGCGGUACAAGGACAAUGGGGUCAUUAGUCUCGCUGUGAACCCGGGAAACCUCAGAUCCGACCUCCAGAGACAUUACUCAGACGGGCUAAUUAGCAAAAUCAACAAGAAAAUCAUCCUGUUCCCCCCAAUCAACGGUGCAUACUCUGAGUUAUUCUGUGGCCUCUCUCCAGAAGUGACGGCGGAGAGGUCGGGAAGUUAUGCGAUACCGUGGGGAAGAUUUGCCAAGAUUCGAGAAGAUAUUGAAAAGGGAUCGAAGAGUAUAAAAGAAGGAGGAACUGGCCUGGGAAAGAUCUGGUAUGAUUGGUGUUUGGAGCAAGUUGAACCAUUCAUGAAGUAG